AUGGGGCUCUCGUUUAUCGGAAUCGCCUUCGGCAUCCUUGCAAUUAUUGGAAUAGCGGUCCUUGUCUACUUUUGUUGCUGCCGGAAGAAGCAAGCUGCUGAAACAUCCCCACCCUUCGAACCUGCCCCUGCUCCCAUCUAUCAACCCGCAGAUGGCUUUCAGGUUGUUAUUGCUUCCUAAAUUCGGUUAUAUCCGGCAUCAUCAGCCUUUUUCGAAUUCUCCUCUCUCGUCUAUUGAUUGUUUCUAUGAUUUGUCCAGAUCCUCUGUGUCCUCCGCUCGGAAUUUUAGAGUGGGUUCUGUAAACUGCAUCCUCAAAUAGUCUGUUGUAUAAGCCGUCGUUGGACUGUUAACAUUGGGAAGAGAAGUCAUCUAUCGAGGGACUAUAUACGUGAAUGACUUCCGUAUGAAAACAUUGGGUGUUCAAACUCAUUAAUUGGCACAAACUUAUCAUUUUUCUCAGACUUUUCAUUUUUGGUUAUUGCCCAAUGCCGGUAUUUUCUUUACAUUGGGCAGAGAACAGUGAAGCUAAGGAGCCGUUUGCGCGGACUGCAAAUACUUCCGUUUAGUCGUCUGCCAGUCAUUUUUAGUCCUCGGUUUUUAUUUAUUUGGAUUGCGCCCUCUGUUGACUUGAGACUUGUAAGCAACGCCGUACUCGACCCUCUGGUUCGCCCUUCCGCUUCAUUUCGCUACACUUCUGGCUUCUUUUUCCUCAGUUUGACUUUUGCGAGCGAUGAUUUCCACCUCAGCAUGGUGGGCGCAGCACGGUGAUUUGCGCGUGAAGUAGUUUAUAGUUAUAGCGGUCUUGCGCAGCGACUGUCGCACUCUCUCCUUCACCCGCCCGGGCCCGGUGGCACGACAGAGUCAGAACGACUGGAGGUGGGAUCAGCCGCAACUGCUAACAAAGCCAAAUAGCCCGUCUUCGCAUGCCACACAUGUCUGGUGCGCACACGAUUGGCCAGGUUUUCCCAUAAACAUCAAAGCGGGGCUGGUGGUUGGGAUCCUAUCUGAGUGGGAGUGCCGUAGAGGCUACACUAAGGAGUAGUCAUUGCAGCCUGACUUUCAGUCCUGAGGGCACCAAGUUACUCUGCCAGUUGGCGGUUUUCCAAACCACGACUUUUAGCGCAUUCUUAUAACUUCCAAACGCGUCAGACUUUUUUUUUAUGUUGAGAUGUGCUGAAGUGUCGUGGGGACGGCAUCCCCAGAGUUAACCUCAAUCAUUCUUCCCUGUAUUGCACCGUCCUGCUGUCCAAACCGGUCAACCAUCUGACAUUGGGAUUGAGCCCGCUCCACUUAAUACAAUUAUCACGUAAAACCUCGAAAUAUUGAGACGGGCAGUGAUGAUGCCUGAGGCUUGCACUGUCAAGAAAAAAAAGGCGCUGGAUUUUUUUAGCAGAUUCCUCCCACCACAAUGGAUAGGAUCUAUUACAAUCAUGCGUAGCCACUCUGGAGCCCCGUUUACUAUAAACACCGACGGCCACGUGUUACCCUGAGUCUCCUUAAACUCUUGUUGGCCGGACAUAGGUCUAAGGAUCACCAAGUUGCCACAAAUUCCAGUCUCUUUGUCAUGCCGAGCCUUCACUGCCCACUUACUCGUGUUGUCUUAAUGCCUGCCUCCAGAAAUCAUAGUUCCGUAAACACUGUUUGGAAUUUUUGUUUCCUGUCUACAGUGCUCUGUUUUGGCUGGUUGUUUGUUCUCAUACAGUGCCCUCUUUCGUCGGCGUGGGACGGGGAUAACAGCCAGUCGACGCGAGCCCUGACAGAUAUUUCCCCUCGCCCGAGUUGGUGAUUUCCAGCUAAAAGUCAACGUAGCAACGACCGCCAGCGCGUUGCUGAUUGCCCGCUUUUAAGUAAUUUAAUUAACAGGCAAUGGUUACCGACACAAAGUCCUUGGCGACAUUAAUAGUCUUACGUUUCGUCCCGUAGUGCAAAGUAAAUGUGCCACGUGAAGUGUCUGUUACAUUUUUUAAAUCAAUAACUCGACUUUCGGGCUUUAAAGGAUGAACCCUUGAUUUCUCACGACUGUUCUGUUUUAAAAUAACACGAAGGAUUGUCGAUAAACGCAAGAAUGCGAGUUCUAUAAAUAGUGGAAGAGACGCGAUCGCUGGAUAGAGAAUUUUAUCCACUUGGCGUUUCCGGAUCACACGCGAACCCAUCAUCAGAGACAGCAGUAUUUAUAGAACGCAGUUCCUAUGCCACCAUACAUUUUUUAAAAUUAGUGAUCCUUAUUCAUUGUAGACAAUUCUAUUUGGUGCGAGAAUUGUUUGAUUGGAGCAACUUCAUCACUUGCGUAGGUUAUCGGCGUGAUAAUUACUCGGUUACUCCGCUCACCGAUGCUGUCAGUGGAAGCAGUGUUUUUCCGCUUGCUCUCUGUGUAACUAAUAACUCUGUGCAGGCGAAGUCAACACACCUGUUGGCGGACGGUGGGCCGGAGAAUCAUGACUCGGGCAGUUCGCUACUCACGCGAUUGUCACCCGUAAUUUCUUCUUACUGUUUCUGUUGCAUGUUCGACCAUCUGCGUCCAACGUAGUCUAAUUUCUCCGAUAUGGUUGCUUUAUCCGCAAAUGCAGCAGAUCCGAAAAACAACUGUAGACGUUUCGUGCCGGGACAACGGGUCUCGACCCUAUCACUCGACGCCUGAUGGUUGCCUGCCGUUUACCGUACUGGAAUGGAAAGACGACUGACGCCCUCCGGAGGGUUCUUGGCGCCAAUACCCAGUUAGUUCGUUGAAUGAAAACUUUCCAAAACAUAAAAUUCAGGACUCGAGUUCGGGAAGAAUGACCAACUGCUGGUUUUACAGCAGCAAAGUUAGUUGAAGUUGCCCAGACUACUGGACAAGUGGUGGCGCUCUCCAACGUCCUUGGCCAUGGGCACGGACACGGGCGGCUGGACUACUGAAAGCCAGGACGCACUUUGGGGCACGAACUUGAUGAGCAUAUGAUGUGAUGUGGGAGACCAGGGGAGUAAUGCCCAUGUGUCUCUCCUGCCCCACCGUCCCCCUAGGUUUUACCAUCAUAGGUUGCACCUCUAUGACACCCUACCUUGCCGACGCGGUUUCACUGAUAAACGGCAAGGUCACCGUUAUGAAUUCAUGAGAACUUCAGGUGCCACGUGCUACGUUUUUUUUCAGGACAAGAAAUGCCAAGUUUAGGAUAAAACUAUCCUUGGAGAAAACAGCCGAGUUCAGGGUAUUUGUCGCUAUCGAAAACGUCGCAGCUGCUAAUAGUUACCUGCGGUCAGCGUCAUAUAUGCGAACUGCGAAUUAAAAGGUGCUGUUUUGUAAACGCCCGGCUUCGCUUAGGAGACAUUUACUACGGAAAGGCAUUAUAGGGGAGAUUUUAAUGGCCAUUUCUGGAUCAUCCGCCGGCAUAAGCCAGUCAUACCAGACUCCGGGCAACCUUGGAAUUUUAAACCGGAAUUUGUUGAUCCUAGAGAAUUUUGGUUAACAGUUCUACCACGGGCUACGAGUCUGCAUCCUGUCGGCUGUAAUGGAGAGCAGUCAGAGAAGGUGGGUUUUCAUCGAGAUGUUCUGAUUGCCGAACGAAAUUAGAGUGCGUUCCGCUCAGGAGCUCCAGUUUAGAACCUGUGCUGGAGGUGUCUCGGUGACAUGCGGUCAAUAGCCGCCAAAUGUUACAGCCGGAGGCUAGGCAGCCUGGAAUGUAUACUUCAAGCAGCCAUAACGAACGGGAAAACGAAAUUGCAGCUGGACACGAGAAUAGGUACACUUCGUAUUAUUACAGGUGGCUUUUUGCUAAAUUUCAGGGAAUACCUAUUCCCAUUUCCAAACUUUAGCCCUAACCAUCCUAACACUAACCUUAGCCAUAAUCCCCCUGGAAUUUAGCGCGGGACCACCUGUAAUACAGGGAAUGGGGGAUGGGGUGGGGUGAGGGUGUGCACUUUUUACCGCACCGUACGCGAAAUCGCUCGCAUUCCGUUCGUUUGCCAGGGGAGACCGCCAAAUGUCACUCCAGUGUGAUUUUACAUACUCACGAACGCGACCAACAAAGCCUGUUUUGAAAGUGACAGAGCACGGGCCCGGUGAGCAAUAAAUCAGGAUUAAUAUCUCAGGCGUGCCUGGUCCGGUGUUCGUGCACAGAUAACGAGCCAGACGUGGCUAUUGCCUCCUGUCAUGUCUUUGUCGGUAGCACUUCUACGUUACUGAUUGGUGAUUGAUAAGUGAACUGCGAGUUAAAGGAUGCUGUUAUUCAAUUUCCGGGUUUCGCUUGGGAGGCCUUUGCUGUCGGGAAGUAUUACAAAGAAGAUUGUUAUAACUAUUUCUGGUCUAUUUUUCAGUGUCUUUGUUUUGUUAGCAAUUUAUCCCUCUUCACACUCACACUUUCCGUCCCCAUAUUUUAAGCUUAUUCUAUAAAAUAUGCGGAUUUUACCCCGGGGCUCUGAUCAAGUUUACUUAUGGUCCCAUCCCUCAUUGUUCAUGUUGAUUACGCCUUUAUUUUUGCCUUGUGUACAUUUAGGAGGUUAUUCGCACAUUUAUACUGCAAACCCGAAAUUCGUUGUGUUUGUGUUCAAUGCAUUGAAGCAGCAGUUCCCGUCGAACUACGUCAUAUAGAAUAAAGAAACGUUCAUUGCUAGAAUGGCAAGCAACCGGCAGUUGAUAACAAAGUGAUCCGGCUUGAGGGACUGUGAAAACUAUCACAAAUCUUCGUAUAUUCCGUUAUUUUAUUAAAGGGUUGCUUCCGAGUUCGCUUUAGUUUGCACACUCUAGACUAAACUGUAGUCUAGAGGAGGAAUGACUGCUACCCACAAAGGCUAGGCCACUUUCUAUCUAGUGGUUAACUAUUUGCUGAUGAAAUCCUCUUGCCUGAUACCAAAAUCAGAGUCCUACUCACGCAGUUAUUUUCCCUUUACUCUGCGCGUCUAAUCCUUGGGUCCCAAGUAUGUCUUGUCAACUUUUCAUAAGUUCUGUGCGUUAUCUUACGGCCGUUGUUUCACUUCAGCCCUCAACUUUUACGAACUGCUACUUCCUUUACAACAUAAGGAAUGGCGUCUAGUUCCCCAAGGGCUUCUACGAAUAGGGCGUUGUCUUGCUCACUCCACCAUUUUGAUGCACAAUCCAAUCCAAUAUGCAUUUAAAGUUAUGAAGUUUAACAGAACAGUGAGGAGGGGAUAUUUUCCUCAGAGAAUCCUAAUCAGUCACUACGUCGAAUAGUUAUCAAAUUACUUUGAUCGCCUAUUUCGCUAGAGAAUCUCAUCAUAAAGAGCGACGCCCCACCUCUCGACGAAUCCCGAUGUUGGUACUUUGUCUAAUACCUCUCUCACUGGUGUUCGCGGAGGUUGGCGAAAUUGGAUACCAUUGCUAAGUGUAUCGUGAACCUCAAACAGCCAAUUAUGGAUGUUGCUGGAUUCUAUUUCCUAUCAGAACUUGUUGCGAUCUUUCGGCGAGCCUCUGAAACGCGCUUUCACACCCUCUUGGUAAACCACUACAAUAGUCCAUGCCACUUGGGUUUGAUGGUCUUUUUGUUGGAGUAUAAACAGGUGGUUGCUGGUACUAGCGUUUAUUAAUACACUGGGCAGGCUGAAGUCAUUGCGUUCUAUUGGAUACCGUUUUUAAUGCGCUACAGGCGUGUGACAUAACGAAUGCCUUUUUGAUUGGUAAACCUCUGAAUAUACAGCUACUUUUAUUCCUUCCCCACAGCCUCCUCCUCCUCCUCCUCCUGGGACGGGACCGGUUGGCUGGAAUGUAAGCCAGCCCCCCGGAGUCUCGGGUCCGGGGGCACCCUAUCCAACAGGACCAAUGCCUGGAGGUCCUGUGGGAUCCGCAUGGGGUCAAGCCCAAGCGCCAUACCCAUCCGCUCCCGGAGCACCCCCGUCCUACCCGUCGGCCCCGCCGCCGUACCCGGGUUGA
Spirometra erinaceieuropaei is the source of this 5860-nucleotide messenger RNA. The record is from the annotation of a GenBank genome assembly. Lineage: Eukaryota; Metazoa; Platyhelminthes; Cestoda; Diphyllobothriidea; Diphyllobothriidae.